This is a messenger RNA of Klebsormidium nitens, 1637 nucleotides long. Lineage: Eukaryota; Viridiplantae; Streptophyta; Klebsormidiophyceae; Klebsormidiales; Klebsormidiaceae. The record is from the annotation of a GenBank genome assembly.
AUGCUGACUUCUUCAGCUCUCAAGUCUAGUGUUUCCGCUUCAAAUUUUAGCGAGCAUUCACUGGAGAAGCAGGCUGAUCCAAUUUUGGCGCGGCGGUGGAAAUCAAGGGGCACUCAUGGGUCGUCUGGCGGGAACAACGUUUGUUCAGACACUCCAGAGGACCAGCAGCCUUCCUCCCCUGUCUCUGCACAGCCUUCCCCAGGAGGACCACCCCCUUCCAAUUGGGGCCCCUUUGUCCCGGGCCACCUUUUCUUCAUUGUUUGUCAGAUCUUGCUGUUGAAUUGGACGAGAUUGGACACUUCCGUAAUCUUCCUAUUAGCAUUUUACACGCCGCUUUUGUUCAUGGGGAUCGCUUAUGGGCUUCAAGAGGAUGCUAAAAAGGGACAAUUCUUGCCAAGGCAACCGGGUUUGCCCCCACACUGGCACAACUUAUACGACCCCACCCAGAACCGGACCUUCUUCUACAACUCUCGCACCAAAGUUGCUCAGUGGGCGUUGCCCGGUGACCUCAUUCACCCCUCCACUGACGUCAGCAGGACGUCAGACGAGCUCCUCGUGUCUUACUUUCUCCAGGGUGCGAGAGAGCUCGUGGCUUCCAUCUUCAAGCUACUUGGAACGGUUGGGUUAUACGUCGCUCACGUAUUGGAGCUUGCGUGGAGCAUAAUGCUGCUUUGGAAUAUACUCGAGCAAUCUUGGGUGCUCCAGGGACUCCUACCGGUCGCUUGUCUCGCCCUGCCUCAACCCCUGCCAGCUGUCAUCCUGCUCCUCGGAACAUUUCCCGUGAGGCUCGUAGUAGAUAACGUUUCCGCCCAGUCUCUACGACUCGGUUGGGAAGCCCUCCUGUGCGCGGCGCUCCUUUUCAGUCUCGUUCCCGAGGUUCGGUCGUUGCUGGCGACUCUGAAGCGGGCGGCUCGAGCCAGGUUGUCGCCGUGCAAAGCAACCGGGGACGUGAAGCUCCUCACCGACUUCCUCUGCGCUUUGUGCCCUGGGCUCGGCUGGCGGCUCCGCCCGUUCGCUCUCCGUCUCAGCUUCGAUCGCUUCGUCCUCGUUCCGCUGCCCUUCAGAGUUCCGCUUCCGGUUCCGGUCCCCGCCUGGGACCUUCUCCCGAGGUCGGGGGUCGCCGUUCUGCACGGCCUGCCCUUCGUUUUACCCCUGGUAAAAGCGCUUGUGGCAGCGAGAAAGGGAGACCUGUGGCUCACCCCGGGCGCUUUUGCGAAGUCGGUUAUUUUGACGCCGUCUGUUUUGGUGGGCGUCUUUGCGGCGUUGACGGUGGUUUUCAUACGGAGGAAGCGGGAGGCAUAUGCGAUUGCUCUAGAAAGAGUUAAGGGGGCCCAGCUAAAACGAGAGAAGGGGGAUGAGGUGGUGCUCGAAGAUCUGGAGACGAAAGUUAAGAGGGACUUCGACGAGAGGCUUGGAUUUGGAGACAGUUUAUUCUCUAUUUAGAUGAAAACACCAAUUCUGUAGCUCCAGAAAUAUCUGAGAUUGUCAAGGUCGAUUGAACGGCAGACACGUGAGUCGUAAUUUAGUAUUUGGACUCGGUUCUUGGACUUGCACGGCGGACCGUCGGACUGGAGAAUCAGAGAUACCGCUUAGUGCGAGCUAUGCUUGCAUGGUCGUUUUUAUAUGAUCUUAAGCAU